GGCAGCUGCUGUGUCUCUGGAGCAAGAGUAAGAGUGGGAUCACAACACCAUGAGAGGUCUUGGCAAGAGCUGUGGAGUCCCGUCCCACUGCUGGUGUCCUGCCAAAAGGCAGAGGCACUGCUGAGUGCCCUGGGAAUCAGGGGGGAGGGGACCACUGGGCCAAUAUAGAGGGCUCUGCUGGGGAGCCUGGGACAUGGGGUGAUGCUCUAGGGCUCCAGGACUGCCAUGCAGGAGGCUUGUUGGGCAACACCUGAGUGUCUGUGUCUUCCCAUCUCAGCCCCAGAAGACCACACCUGGGAGAAGGAGGUACCAGGAAAAUGGACCCUGAACUGCUGAACCUCCCACUCGCAGUCAAGAUCCCUGUGGCACCUGGAUCCAAGCCUGUCUUCUGCAGGGGAAAGCUGGGUGAAAAGGUAAAGGAAAUAGAAAGGGAUAGAAAAUCUCUUUCAUAGAGUCCCUAUCAUGCAAAGAUUUUCUUGAGGCCACCUGCUCUACAUCAGGAGCUGCAGCCCUUCAACUGGACAGGACUGGGCAAGGGAAACUCCAGGCUCCCUGGAAUACAGAGGAGAAAGCACUUGUCCAUCUUUGCACUGGUUUCUGGCACUGUGCAUGUGUGUGGCCGGGCCCCUGCCUUCAGCAGACAGCUGUGUGUGUCUGGGUGCCAAGGCAGCUCAUUCCUCCAGCUCAUCCCACAAUGUCAGGCCCCCUGGGGCACUUGUAAGGGAGAUUCCAACCUUCUGCUUGCCUUCUUGGCACCUUUGGAAUAAAUUGGGCUUCCCUGCCUGCGGUAUACACACACUGUUGUCCUCCAGUUUGCGCUGCAGCUUCCCAAGAUAGAGAUUUUCUGGAGGUAGCCAACACAGCCCUUGGGCCUGCCUAACCCAAGGAGACUGGUUUCAUCCACUCUCCACUGGCUGCAUUUGAACCUUUGAAGGUUAAUUUGCGGAUGGGUCUGCAGUUCUUCCUGGUGACCUAAGAUACCUAUUUGCAGGUGGGAUUGCUGUGCAGUUUGUCUUUUCUCCCUUAACCCAUCACAGCCCAGCCCUGUAGUCUGUCUGUGCAGGUCUCUGUGCCUACAGAAGGGUGGAGAAGACCGUUACCUUUUCACAGGUACCAUGUGGUACCUCUUCGCUCCACUCUCCUGCUUCCUCAUCCUCUGGAAACUCUCUCUUACAGCUCCACCGGCCGCUUCCUUGUUUCACUCUGGAUGAUCCCUACUGUCACCACCUCAGCCCAGCAUACAACUGCCUGCAUGACCCUGUCCUUCAGGACUACCACAAGCGCAAGGAUGUGCUGCAUUUGCUGAAGAAACGGGGCUUUGUCACCAGAGAAAACAAGCAUGGCCCCAGCCUGCCAAGAAUCACCAACACUUCCUGUCAGGGGAAGCUGCAGCCUCAAAAGCCUUCCAGCGUACCCAAGAGCCAAAAACUGGGGGCAUGCAGAAAAGCGAGAGCAGCUCUGAACAAGGGCCAAAUUUACUCCAGAGCUAAGCUGGGGCAGAAGGAUGCCAGCACUGCUGCUGACUCCCAGAGGAAGCCAGAUGGCACUGACAAUGGCCUCUUGAAUGCUAUGUUUGAGCAACUAACUGCAGCACAAGCCAAGAAGCUUGAAGAGCUGGUUGAGACUGUGGUGUACAGAGUGUUUGAGAGGUUGAAGAUUCCUAGGAAUCAGCAUGGCAGCUUUUUACAGAGGGUUGCCCAGGGAAUCAGAGAAAGACUUUUAGGCCGCAUGAGAGUAGAACUUUUGGAUACUUCUCUAGAUCACCAUCAGAAAAUGGAAGUGAUGGCGAAAGAGCUUGUAGCAACAGUGUUGGAGAUCUUGGGGGACCGUCUGGCAUCCAGCACAUCCAAGGCUGCUGAGGCGGGGGGGGCAGCCAAGUGGGAGGACCUGCCUCUUGCUGCAAGAGCCACCCAAGCAGACAAAUCCAAAGACACUGCAGACAGAGUACUUUCAAAGACCUCCCUUGACACACUCACCAGAGAAAUUGUUGAGAGUGUUCACUACACCUUGGAAUCCUCUAUAACUUCUCAGUUUGAACAAGACACUGGCGGUGAGUACGCUGAAAUCCUGGAGCUUCCUGGGGGAAAUGUCUCCAACAGACAAGUGCAGUCAUCCCAAACAUGUCCAAGGCAGGGCAUGGAAGCUGGACAAGGAUUCCCCAGAGCAUCUGAACAGCAGAGCCUGAAAGCAAUGGUGAAGGAGAACUUGGAAAGAAAAAGGAGCCUAAAGUCAACAGCCUUAGCCAACACUUUGGAAAUAAGGACCAUGUCAAAUCGGAUUGCUGACUCAGUAUUAGAGCGGAUCAGUCAACCAGGGCCUGCAGCAGUCCUCAACAAGAACUUUCAAGGGCCUGUUGCAAACCCACCCACAUCCCAAGGUGGAAUGGAGAGCUGUGCCACUGAGGACAUUCUCCCUACUGUGGACCCAUCGCCUUCCCAACAGCCCAUCCCUCCAGCCCAGGCCAGAGGACAGCACCAAGCAAAGCGCCCAAAGUUCAUCUGAUGCAAGUGAGGUGUGUGACUGGAGAGCUGAAGAGCCCUCAG
This is a messenger RNA of Melozone crissalis (California towhee), 2543 nucleotides long. RefSeq lists its product as uncharacterized. The record is from RefSeq and is a predicted model, not a curated record. The transcript is spliced from 2 exons. Lineage: Eukaryota; Metazoa; Chordata; Aves; Passeriformes; Passerellidae. Bases 1570 to 2502 code for a protein of 310 amino acids.